AUGCCUCAGAUCAGUGGACUGGCAUACUCUGCUGGUCGCAUGAGUAUCCUGGCGCCUGAUCAGACUCAGACGAGAAGUGGCACAGCUGCAAACCUUGCGACGACACUCCUCAAGAUCGAUCUGGCAGGAUACGGUUCUACUCCGCGGCCACCGCAGCGAUCGUACCAUCACGAUCUCUUUUUUGUCGUCCAUCUCAUGCCGCAAUGCAGGAUGCUCAGCUACGCCUCCAGCGCCGGAACUGCCUGGUCAACAUGGCUGACUGCAAGACCGAUCUUGGCCGAGACAAUGUUGAAGAUGUUCAACAAGCAUUGGGUGCUCGCAGUCAGCAUUCUACCUACUGUCAUACGAGCUCAACUACCCUUCACCCCGGGCCCGCUGCCCCCACCGGACAUUACCAACACGGUCAUGAACAUCACAUUCUCAGACCCAUCUAACAGAGAAUGUGGACGGUCGUCGGCCUCUCCAAACGACUCCAACACGAUCAUUGUCCGGGAUGCGGGCGCGAAACCAGUCUGCCUGGAAUUAGACUACGUUUUCACCCACCCGAACACGACGUACUCCCACCCGACCGACGGCAUUGCGCCAUCGAGAGAAUUCGAUUUAAUGCGAUACACCGUCUCCGACUCCGCCGGAUGGUCGCCCGACCGCUUCAACUACAGUCAGAUCUUCUACACGCAAAGACGGGCCGAUCCCAACAGGCCAGAUGAUACCUCGCGGGUCGCAAACAUCAUGUUUCGGGCAUUCAACGAGUCCAGAUGCCCCGGCUAUGGCAAGGACGUCGGUGCUGCAGGCUGGUACUCGUGGAAUUGUGCAAGCGAGAACGGGUCUUGCAACGUCCUGCCGUUCGGCGUUAAGAGUAUCAUGAUCGGCCAUCCGGAUGGCAAAUACUCGCCGGGAGAUAAAGGGUGCAUUGCGGCGGUGAAGUUGAACGCUGGUUAUACGACGAGCGCUGCCUCAUGCUCCAUGUUGGCUGCCGUUUUGGGCGUGGCUGCUUUACUGGUCUGGUGA
Molecule: messenger RNA, 1008 nt
Organism: Zymoseptoria tritici IPO323
Lineage: Eukaryota; Fungi; Ascomycota; Dothideomycetes; Mycosphaerellales; Mycosphaerellaceae
Exons: 4
Coding region: 1-1008 (335 amino acids)
Source: RefSeq, a predicted model, not a curated record